AUGUGUCCCGUCGACGACGAUGUGCUCGUCUACCUUGACAGCGAGAGCGUCAGCGUCGCCACGUACCUCAGCGACACCGUGUCGCAUUCGGCUGCCAACAACGGGCUGCUGGUCGUCGCGUGCAUCGCUGCCGUCGCCGUCGUCGCCUCAGUGCUGCUUACCAAGAAGACGGAUGGCUACGUCUCCAUGGAAGACGGCUACACCCGCCUUGCCGACGACACGCGCUAUGCCUAA
This is a messenger RNA of Saprolegnia parasitica CBS 223.65, 234 nucleotides long. RefSeq lists its product as hypothetical. The record is from RefSeq and is a predicted model, not a curated record. The coding region runs from base 1 to 234 and encodes 77 amino acids. The transcript is spliced from 2 exons. Lineage: Eukaryota; Oomycota; Saprolegniomycetes; Saprolegniales; Saprolegniaceae.